Molecule: messenger RNA, 4185 nt
Organism: Formica exsecta
Lineage: Eukaryota; Metazoa; Arthropoda; Insecta; Hymenoptera; Formicidae
Product: probable multidrug resistance-associated protein lethal(2)03659
Exons: 11
Biological process (GO): transmembrane transport
Cellular component (GO): membrane
Molecular function (GO): ATP binding; ATP hydrolysis activity; ABC-type transporter activity
Source: RefSeq, a predicted model, not a curated record
UAUAGGUGGACUAAGAAUAUUUUUCGACUUGGCUACAAAAAAGAUUUGGAAGAAGCUGAUCUUUAUGCCACCCUUACGCAAGACAAAACAAGCCAUUUAGGUAAAAUUAUAGGCAAAGCUUGGGAAAAAGAAGUAGAAUCGUGCGCAGAAAAAGAAAAUGGCUCUAAUCCACAAUUACUCAGAGUAUUAUUGCGCUGUUUUGGAAAAUCAUUUCUACUAAUUGGAUUAGCAGAAGCAGUUAUGGAAUUAUUUUCGAGAAUAUAUCAACCGUUGUUACUUGCUAAUUUAUUACGCUAUUUUGCGAGUGAUAAAAGAGAAUGGAAUAACGAAGUGUAUUACAACGUAGUCGGUAUAAUUCUGCUAUCUAUAUUGGAUACUUUUAUUACACACUAUGCUGUACAUUAUACCAUGCAUAUAGGAUUGAAGAUCAAAAUAGCAUGUACUGCAUUAUUAUAUCAAAAGAUAUUAAAACUCUCCAAUUCGGUGUUAGAUAAUGAAACCUCUGUUGGACAAAUAGUGAAUUUCCUGAGUACUGAUAUUACCAGAUUGGAAACAUCCUUAAUAGAUCUGCACUACAUUUGGAUCGCGCCUAUUCAAAUCAUAUGGAUUACAUAUAUUAUAUUUUCCGAGGUUGGAUGGACAGCAGUAAUGGGAAUGUCAGUAUUUUUAUUAUUUAUUCCUUUUCAAGCGUUUUUGGCGAAAAAAAUCACACCUUUAACGCUUAAAGCAGCGAAAAGAUCAGAUGAUAGACUCAGAUUGAUGAAUCAAAUAAUCACCGGAUUACAAGUAAUUAAAAUGUACGUUUGGGAAAUUCCUUUUUAUAAUUUCGUGGAAAAAGCGAGAAAGCGUGAGAUGAGCGUAAUAAAAAAGUGUUCUAUUGUAAAACAAUUAGCUCUUACUCUCGAUUGUUAUGUACCACGACUCUGUCUCUUCAUCACAAUACUGGCGUACGUCUUAUUUGGAAAUUAUAUUAAUGCCGAAAAAGUGUAUUUGGUAACAGCAUAUUACAAUGUCUUACGAAACUCAAUGAUUUUUGGAUUUUCAAUGGGUCUCCAUCAAAUGGCACAGGCGUUGGUUUGCAUUCGCCGUUUGCAAAGAUUUAUGAUGCACACUGAGAUCAUUAAAAGAAAAGAAGAGAACCUAUGCCAUACGAUUAAUGAAUCGUUCGCACUUCGUAUGAUCAAUGUUAACGCCAAAUGGCACGGUGAUGAUAAGGACUAUACAUUACGUAACGUGAACUUAACCGUACUUCCUGGAAGCUUCGUAGCCAUUGUCGGUCAAGUAGGUUCGGGUAAAAGUAGUCUGUUGCAAGCGAUACUCCAGGAAUUGCCCUUGAUGAGUGGAAGCAUCAAAAGUCGUGGCAGAAUAAAUUACAUCAGUCAGCAACCAUGGAUUUUCGCGUCUUCCGUGAAGCAGAAUAUUCUAUUCGGGCAAACAAUAGACAAGUCACGUUACAAUGAAGUAAUCAAAGUCUGCCAAAUGGAAUCAGACAUAAACUCGUUCCCUCAGGGUGAUUAUACUAUCGUAGGUGAAAGAGGAAUAAAUCUAAGUGGUGGCCAGCGCACCAGAAUCAAUUUAGCACGAGGAAUUUAUAAAGACGCCGAUAUUUAUCUAUUAGACGACCCCCUAUCUGCCGUGGACUCGCACGUUAGUAGGCGUCUUGUCGACAACUGUAUUUGCAGUUAUCUAAAGGAGAAAACAAGGAUUCUGGUGACGCAUCAACUGCAAUAUCUACAACUCGCUGAUCAGAUUGUCGUGAUGAACAAUGGCAGUAUCGAGCAAAAAGGUACUUUCAAUCAACUUCAAGCAUUAGAUCUCGACUUUAUGAAGCUACUGAAGACAAUAGAUGCGGAAUGCAAAGAAGAUAAAAUUGAACAGCCUAAUCAGCAAUGUCAAAACUCAAUAAAAAACAAAACAGAGGCCGAGAAAGAAACUUCAAAUGUCUCACUGAUCGAAGCGUGCGAAAUAACAAUGAAAGGUCGCAUGUCUCGCAAAGUGUUCUUUGCUUAUUUUAAAGCGAGUAAAAAACCUUUUAUGAUAGCCCUGAUGAUGUUAAUCUUCAUAGUAAACCAGAUAAUAGCCAGCGGUAGUGAUUUCUUUGUUGCAUUUUGGGUAAAUAUUGAAUCGAGUUCAUGGCACGAAACUAACAAUUCUAUGGCGGAGUUCUUAUGGAAUGGUCCAUUGUCUCGCGAUUACAUGAUCUACAUGUAUAGUACAAUGAUAGCAAUCAUCAUAUUACUAUGGCAAUUCCAAACGAUCAUAUAUUUUAGUGUAUGCAUGUGGUCUUCGGUAAAUCUACACUCCGCCAUGUUUCGCAGUAUUUUACGCGCUACUAUGUAUUUCUAUAAUAUGAAUCCAGCUGGCCGUAUAUUAAAUAGGUUUGCCAGAGAUAUUAAUGUUGUCGAUUUAAUGUUAUCGAAAUGCUUAUUCGAUAUCAUAGUAAUCGGACUUAUAUCAAUCACAGUAAUUGUCAUGAUCGUAGCUGUUACUCCGUGGUUGGCUAUACCCUCUCUAUUUUGUGCCUGCGUUUUUAUCUUCUUCCGUAUGAUAUAUAUCUGCACAAGUCGCAGUAUCAAACGCCUCGAAGGGACAACGCGUUCGCCGAUUUUCGGUCAUCUCAGUGCGUCUCUGCAAGGCUUAACAACAAUCAGAGCUUUCAAUGCCGAGAAUAUAUUGAUGGCGGACUUAUGUAGUCAUCAAGAUCUCCAUUCGUCUGCCUGCUUUCUCUUCCUAGCUACAUCCCGAGCUUUCGGCUUCUAUAUCGAUAUGAUCUGCCAACUUUAUAUCGGAGUGAUAAUUGUAGCUUUUACGAUCUUCGAAGAUUUAGCAGUAGUUGGUAACAUCGGUUUAACGAUCACACAGAUCAUGUCGUUGACAAACAUGUUGCAGUGGGGAAUUAGACAAACGGCUGAACUAGAAAGUCAAUUGACUUCAAUAGAAAGAAUUCUUGAGUAUAGCCAUUUGGAAGAAGAGCCGAUGAUUGACAGCAAGCCCGAAAUCAAACUGCCGGACAAUUGGCCGAUAAAAGGUCUUGUAGAAUUCAAAAAUGUGAAUUUGAAAUACAGUCAUCAAGGCGACUACAUCCUUAGAGAUAUCAGUUUUACCGUUCUACCGAAAGAAAAGAUUGGUAUCGUCGGCAGAACCGGCGCAGGAAAAUCAUCUCUGAUUAACGCUCUCUUUCGUCUAGCUUAUGUAGAGGGAGAGAUUCGUAUAGAUGAUGUAUCCACCAGCGCGAUUGCUCUGCACGAUUUUCGAUCAAAAAUCAAUAUUAUUCCUCAAGAGCCAUUCUUAUUCACUGGCAGUCUACGACAAAAUCUUGAUCCCUUUGAUCAGUAUUCUGACGCUAUGUUGUGGCAGGCUCUUCAAGACGUUGAAUUAAAGGAGAUAAUCUCUCAAAUGGCCGGCGGAUUGAAUACGAAAAUAUCCGACGAAGGAUUAAAUUUCAGCGUAGGCCAGAGACAAUUGUUUUGUCUCGCGCGCGCUAUUAUCAAGAACAAUCGAAUUAUGGUAUUGGAUGAAGCAACUGCUAAUAUUGAUCCUUAUACGGAUUCCCUUAUACAACAGACAGUUAAAACAAAAUUUAUAAAUUGCACUGUAUUUACUAUAGCUCAUAGAUUGAAUACUAUUAUGGAUAGCGAUAGAAUAUUUGUAAUGAAUGCUGGGAGUCUUGUGGAAUGUGACCAUCCACAUAUACUUUUAGAAAGAAAAGGACAUUUUUAUAAUAUGGUACAGCAGACUGGUUCAGUGAUGGCUGAAAAUCUCAUCGAUAUGGCUACAAAAAGUUUCUAUGAAAAGGAUAGACCGCCGUCCAGAUAAUUUUCAAUUAUGUGCCAAAGUUAUCAAAAUACUGUUUCGCCACAUAUAUGCAGAUAUUCAAUGGUGAAUUUAUUAGCAAUAUAAUCUAACAUACAACACAACGCAUAUUUUAUACUAAUAAAAUUAUUUUUGAUGACUAUUAUAUGUUAUACUCUAUUGAUCAUUUUUAUAUCCCCAUCACAUGUUUCAAAUUUUAGAUUACUUUUUAGAAAACUCACAAUGUAAGAAAAAAAAUUUUAGCAUAUUAGAUAGUAAAAUAGAUAAAAAUAAGAUCUCAUAGUCAUAUAUAAAAAAUAAAACAAAUAAAUAUUUAUUUUAAGGAAUCCUCGCUCAAUGUUCUUGAAUUUGAUAUACAUAUAACAAUAUAUC